Molecule: messenger RNA, 9264 nt
Organism: Nerophis lumbriciformis (worm pipefish)
Lineage: Eukaryota; Metazoa; Chordata; Actinopteri; Syngnathiformes; Syngnathidae
Source: RefSeq, a predicted model, not a curated record
AUGAUUCUGUGGAGCGCGUGGAUUUGGGUUUGCGUCCUGCUCAACAACGCGCCGCACUCGGCAGGCUUGGAACUCCACCUCACGGAGUCUUUACAAGCCGGGCAUGUCUUGGCGAACUUGUCCAUAGGACCGGGCUGGACUUACAAUGUUGACAGGAGUUUAUCUCAAGAAUCCAUGUGGAGUUUUUUCCAAGUGGGGAAGCAUAGUGGGGUUAUCAAACUGGCAAGAACUGUGGAGUGUAAGCGCAUAUUGUGGAACCCCGCGCGUGUGUAUUUUAGGACCAGCUCAUUGACUUCUGAAGACAUCAUUCUGACACAUUUGAAUGUGUUCGUCCAUGGACAGGACUGUUUUAUCAAAUACAGGAGAAAGAGUUCACAAAUUAAACCUGAUAUUCACAUUAAGCACACUUUCAAAUUGGAGAAUACUUCUUGCAUUCGUUUCGGAGCGCUUCUGUUUAACGCUACAGAAUAUUUACCUUCUUUCACACGGAGUACCGCUUUUUUGGACACUAUGUGUGUUGGACAACAUGUCGCCGCACUGCUUAGGCGUGGAGCUUUGUUUCUUGCCAAUGACUUGUGUCCGGAGAGCAUGAGAGCACAGCCUGAAGUGGAUUUGGAAUGUCCUGUGAACACCUCUGAAGGUGAUGGUCUCAGUCUGCUGUUCACUUUGCGCUUCGGAUCUGCGCCGGAAUCCAUUCAGGGAAAUGCCAGUGAGUCCACCCGUAGAGGUAAGCGGCAGGUGAAUGCUUCCCCGAUGUUCCAGCUCCCCAACUACCAAGUGUCAGUGCCUGAAAAUGAGCCAGCCGGGACGCAGGUCAUCACCCUCAAAGCCACCGACCCAGAUGAUGGCGAGGCAGGAAGGCUAGAGUACAGCAUGGAAGCUUUGUUCGACAGUCGAUCCAAUGACUUUUUCACAAUCGACUCUCAGACGGGUAGCAUAACAACCAUUCAGGCUUUGGACAGAGAAGUAAAAGAUACACAUGUUUUUAAAGUGACGGCGAGUGAUAAUGGCACGCCGCGAAGACACGCCACUUCUUACCUGACUGUCACUGUGAGUGACACCAACGAUCAUAGCCCAGUGUUUGAGCAGUCCGAGUAUAGAGUUAGCAUCAGGGAGAAUGUAGAAGUGGGGUUUGAAGUGAUGACUAUCCGUGCCACCGAUGGGGAUGCCCACGCCAACGCGAACAUGAUCUAUAAAAUAGUCAACGGCGACGGCGUCAACUCCGUCUUUGAGAUCGACCCACGGAACGGCCUGGUGAGGAUCAGAGAGCGGCCCGACAGGGAGACCCGGGCGCAGUACCGGCUGACUGUUGAGGCCAACGACCAGGGGAAAGACCCAGGUCCCCGCCGGGCGACUGCCACCGUCCACAUCUCUGUCGAGGAUGAAAACGACAACUACCCUCAAUUCAAAGAAAAGAGGUACGUCGUGCAGGUCCAAGAGAACGUAGCCAUCAACACCAAAGUCAUCCAAGUCGAAGCAACGGACAAAGACGAGGGGAAUAACGCGAAAGUUCACUACAGCAUCAUUAGCGGCAAUGUUAAAGGGCAGUUCUACAUUCAUUCUCCUACUGGUGUAAUUGAUGUUAUCAACCCGCUGGACUAUGAGAUGAUUCGGGAGUAUAAUUUGCGAAUCAAAGCGCAGGACGGCGGCAGACCUCCGCUGAUCAACGGCACUGGGAUGGUGGUUGUCCAAGUGGUGGACAUGAACGACAAUGCCCCCAUGUUUGUCAGUACACCUUUCCAGGCGACCGUAUUGGAGAAUGUCGCCAUCGGCUACUCCGUCAUCCACAUUCAAGCAAUAGACAGCGAUUCAGGGGAGAAUGCUCGACUGGAAUACCGUCUGACGGACACCGUUCCCGGUUUUCCGUUCACCAUCAGCAACAGCACAGGGUGGAUUACAGUUAGUGAAGAGUUGGACCGGGAGACCACAGAGUUCUACAGCUUCGGGGUGGAGGCGAGGGAUCACGGCGUUCCCGUGAUGUCUUCCUCGGCUAGCGUUAGCAUAACUGUGCUUGACGUAAAUGACAACGUGCCCACAUUUUCAGAGAAAAUCUAUUCGCUGAAGAUCAACGAGGACGCCGUAGUGGGGACAAGUGUGCUCACGGUGACUGCUCUUGACCGCGAUGUCAACAGUGUGGUGACCUACCAGAUCUCCAGCGGGAACACCAGGAACCGCUUUGCUAUCACUAGCCAGAGCGGCGGUGGCCUCAUCACCCUUGCUCUCCCUCUGGACUACAAACAGGAACGCCAAUAUGUACUGACAGUCACCGCCAGCGAUGGAACCCGUUCAGACACCGCACAGGUGUUUAUUAAUGUCACGGAUGCCAACACGCAUCGGCCCGUCUUCCAAAGCGCGAACUACCAGGUGACGCUCAGUGAGGAACAACCAGUCGGUUCCACUGUGGUGACAAUCAGUGCGACAGAUGAGGACACGGGAGAAAAUUCUCGCAUCACGUAUAUUAUAGAGGACAGCGUCCCUCAGUUUAAAAUCGACCCUGAUUCUGGUGCCAUCACUACCCAAAUGGAAAUUGACUAUGAAGACCAGGCUUCUUUCACGCUGGCCAUCAUCGCUAAAGACAAUGGCAUCCCACAAAAAUCCGACACCACCUACGUGGAGAUUAUCAUCCUGGAUGCUAACGAUAACGCUCCUCAGUUCCUCCGAGACAUGUACCAAGGGAACGUAUUUGAGGAUGCCCCUGUCUACACUAGCGUACUCCAGAUAUCUGCCUCAGAUAGAGAUUCUGGCUCCAAUGGCAGACUAACCUACACGUUCCAGGGCGGUGAUGAUGGAGACGGGGACUUCUUCAUCGAGCAGUAUUCUGGGAUCAUCAGAACCGCUCGCAAACUGGACCGGGAGAACGUUCCUGUGUAUGAACUCAAGGCCUAUGCUGUCGACAGGGGGGUUCCGCCUUUAAAAGCAGCUGUUUCUAUACAUGUGGUAGUUCAGGACAUUAAUGACAACGCUCCGGUGUUUGAAAAGGAUGAGCUUUUCAUCGAUGUGAAGGAAAACAGUCCAGUCGGGUCCGUUGUGGCCCGAAUCACUGCCACAGACCCAGAUGAGGGCACAAACGCUCAGAUUAUGUAUCAGAUAGUCGAAGGGAACUUCCCAGAGAUUUUCGAGCUGGACAUUUUCAACGGGGACCUCGUUUCCCUCAUCGACCUGGACUAUGAGACUAAAACCGAGUAUGUCAUUGUGGUACAGGCCACCUCGGCGCCGCUCGUGAGCCGGGCCACCGUGCACAUCCGCCUAGUGGACCUGAAUGACAACCUACCUGUGCUGAAGGACUUUGACAUUAUUUUCAACAACUACGUCACCAACAAGUCCAACAGUUUUCCAUCUGGAAUAAUCGGAAGGGUACCUGCUCACGACCCGGACGUGUCGGAUAAGUUGCGGUACGUGUUUGUGUCUGGAAACGAGCUCAAUCUUUUGCUGUUGAACGAGGACACAGGAGAUCUGCGGCUGAAUAAGGCCCUGGACAACGACAGGCCUCUCGAGGCGCCCAUGAUCAUCUCCGUCACAGAUGGUAUCCACACUGCCUUUGCCCGUUGCACUCUCCGCGUCACCAUCAUCACUGACGACAUGCUGACCAACAGCAUCACUGUGCGCCUGGAGAACAUGUCCCAAGAGCGCUUCCUGUCGCCAUUGCUCGGCCUCUUCGUGGACGGCGUGGCGGCGGUUCUCUCCACUAGGCGUGACGCCAUCUUCGUGUUCAACAUCCAGAACGACACGGAUGUGCAGGGUUCCAUCCUUAAUGUCACCUUUUCGGCAAUGCAGCCUGGGGGAGGGCCUGGAAAGGGGACAUUCUUUCCGUCAGAAGAACUGCAGGAGCAGAUCUAUCUGAACAGGACUCUGCUCCGGAUCAUAUCCUCUCAGGAGGUUCUGCCAUUUGAUGACAACAUCUGUCUCCGAGAACCCUGCGAGAACUACAUGAAGUGCGUUUCCGUCCUCAAGUUUGAUAGUUCGCCCCCCUUCAUCGCGUCCGACACGGUCCUGUUCCGGCCUAUACACCCCAUCAACGGGCUGCGUUGUCGCUGUCCGGUGGGCUUCACGGGCGACUACUGCGAAACGGAGAUCGACCUUUGCUACUCUGGGCCGUGCAAGAACAAUGGACGCUGCCGCAGUCGAGAGGGCGGCUACUCUUGCGAAUGCCUGGAAGAUUUCACCGGCGAACACUGCGAGGUGAACGCCUCGUCGGAUAGCUGCGUACCAGGUGUGUGCAAGAACGGUGGCGAAUGCGUGAACCGGCUUGCCGGCGGCUUUUUGUGCCAGUGUCUGCCAGGCGAGUAUGAGAAGCCAUACUGCGAGAUGACCACGCGCAGCUUCCCCGGACAGUCCUUCGUCACUUUUAGGGGCUUGCGGCAAAGGUUCCACUUUACCAUAUCUCUCAUGUUCGCUACAAGAGAACGAAAUGCCCUGCUUCUCUACAAUGGCCGAUUUAAUGAAAAACACGACUUCAUCGCUUUGGAAAUCAUUGACGAGCAGGUCCAACUCACCUUCUCUGGAGGUGAGACUAAGACCACUGUGUCUCCGUUCAUCCCGGGUGGUGUCAGUGAUGGCCAAUGGCAUUCCGUGCAACUCCAUUACUACAACAAGGACGGGGGGAGUCUGGUGGACUCCAGCGGGCUUGUGCGGCUUCCCCUCUAUACUGCCUGGCAGGAGCUAAUGCAGAAGGAGCCAAACAUUGGGCGUCUGGGGAUCCCCCACGGACCCUCCGAGGAGAAAGUGGCGGUGGUCGCCGUGGACGACUGCGACAUAUCCAUGGCGAUUCGAUUCGGGAAGCAGAUCGGAAACUACUCGUGCGCCGCCCAGGGAACACAGACUGGACAGAAGAAGUCGUUGGAUUUAACCGGCCCGCUGUUGCUCGGCGGUGUUCCCAACCUGCCCGAGGAUUUCCCGGUACGGAACCGAGACUUCGCGGGCUGCAUGAGGAACCUCAGCAUCGAUAGUCGGCCUGUCGACAUGGCUGGUUUCAUCGCUAAUAACGGCACCACCGCAGGAUGUCCUGCGAAAAGAAACUUCUGCACACCGAGUGUGUGUCUGAAUGGAGGCGUGUGUGUCAGCAAAUGGAACACAUACAGUUGCGACUGUCCGACUGGGUAUGGGGGCAAGAACUGUGAACAAGUGAUGCCGUCGCCUCAGUUCUUCGACGGCAGAGCGCUGGUCUCGUGGAGCGAGCCGGACGUCACCAUCGCGAUCCCUUGGUACAUGGGCCUCAUGUUCCGGACACGGCAACCAGCGGGAACCUUAAUGCAAGCCAAUGCUGGUUCCUCCUCCACCAUUAGCCUGAUGGUGAGCGAGCAACAGGUGCGAAUGGAGGUGUUGCAAAGGGAAGAGAUGGUGGCGUCGCUGAGUUUUCCGCAAGUUCGGGUCAACGACGGAGAGUGGCACCACCUUCUGGUCGAGCUGAGAAGCGUGAAAGACGGCAAGGCUAUCAGAUACGUAGCCGCCGUGUCCUUGGACCACGGCAUGUACAAGAAAUCAGUCGUGAUUGGCAACGACCUGCCCGGUUUGAAGCUUCAAACGCUUCAUGUCGGAGGUUUGCCAGGAGAGGACAACCACGUCAAGAAAGGAUUCGUUGGCUGCAUACAAGGCGUCCGAAUGGGCGAAACAGCGACCAACUUGGCCAAUGUGAUCAUGUCUCGCGGCUUAAAAAUCCGCGUGGAGGAGGGCUGCGACCUGUCCGAUCCGUGCGACGCUAACAUCUGCCCCGAGAACAGCCACUGCAGCGACGAAUGGACUACGCACACGUGUGUCUGCGACCCAGGCUAUUUCGGUAAAGAGUGCGUCGACGCUUGCCAACUCAACCCGUGCGAGCAUGUUUCCACCUGUGCUCGCAAGCCCAGUUCUUCCCAUGGCUAUACUUGCGAGUGCGGUCACAACUACUAUGGACAGUACUGUGAAAACAAGAUCGAGAAGCCGUGUCCGCAAGGUUGGUGGGGAAGUCCAAUGUGCGGACCCUGCGGCUGCGAUACAAGCAAAGGGUUUUAUAACGACUGCAAUAAGACGACGGGAGAGUGUCGCUGCAAGGAGAACCAUUACCGCCCAGAGGGGAGCGACACCUGCUAUCCGUGUGACUGCUUCGCUCUCGGUUCCGAAUUUCGAACCUGCGACCCGGUCACCGGGCAGUGCCCCUGCAAGGGUGGAGUCAUCGGUCGCCAGUGCAAUCAAUGUGACAACCCUUUCGCUGAAGUUACACUCAAAGGAUGUGAAGUGGUGUAUGAAGGUUGCCCCAAAGCGUUCGACGCCGGCAUUUGGUGGCCCAAGACGCAGUUCGGACGUCCGGCCGCCAUGAACUGUCCCAAAGGAUCUGUGGGUACUGCUAUUCGCCACUGCAGUGACGAGAAAGGCUGGUUGUCCCCCGAGCUUUUCAACUGCACAACCGCCUCCUUCGCUCAGCUCACAAAACUGAAUGAAGAGCUGCGUCGGAACAGCUCCAGGAUGGACGCCGAGCACUCCAAGACAAUCGCGCGCCUGCUCCAAAGCGCCACUAACGAUACCAGAGCCUACUACGGCAACGAUGUGAAGACAGCCGCCCAGCUGCUGAACCACGUUUUGAGUUACGAGAGCCGGCAGGCGGGGUUAGACCUGACCGCCGCGAGGGAUGCGGAAUUCAAUGAGAAUUUGGUUCGAGCUGGAAGUGCCAUUCUGGAUCCGGACACUAAAGCGCACUGGGAACAAAUCCAGAAAACAGAAGGCGGCACUGCUCACCUGCUUCGGAAUUUUGAGGACUAUGCUAAUACUCUUGCGCGGAACGUGAGGAAAACCUACCUGAAACCCUUCACUAUAGUUACAGACAACAUGAUUUUAUCAGUGGACUACCUGGAUGUGUCAGACCCCCUGAAAGCGACGUUCCCCCACUUCCAGGACAUCCAAGAAGAAUAUUCAGGAGAUCUCGGGUCCUCCGUGCACUUCCCACACUUCAACUUACUGCGUCAACGGCACAAAGUAGAACCCACUACGCCACCUGCAAUGCAGACUGAGACCCCUUUGGUGGAAGGUCACACGAGUCGCCGCAAUCUUGAACCGCCGAUUCAUCUACCGGUUGCUGUGGUGAUAGUGUACAAAUCGCUAGGGAAGCUGCUUCCGGAAAGAUUUGACCCUGAUCGCAGGAGUCUAAGGGUACCGAACCGCCCUGUCAUCAACACAGCAAUCGUGAGCGCCACAGUCCACAGCGAGGGUCCCCCUCUGCCGUUGGUUCUGGACCCUCCUAUUACUCUGGAGUACUCACUACUUGAGACAGAGGAAAGGACCAAGCCCGUCUGCGUCUUCUGGAACCACUCCAUUGCGAUCGGUGGUACGGGCGGUUGGUCCUCAAAAGGUUGCGAAGUGCUCGAGAGGAACAAUAGCCAUAUUAGCUGUCAGUGUAACCACAUGACUAGCUUUGCCGUGCUCAUGGACGUGUCCAAGAGAGAGCACGGUGACGUCCUCCCUCUGAAAAUCGUCACCUACGCCACCGUCUCCGUCUCGCUAUUCCUGCUCCUGCUCACCUUGAUCCUGCUUUGCAUUCUGCGUCGACUGCGCUCCAACCUGCACGUCAUCCACAGGAACCUGGUGGCAGCGCUCUUCUUUUCCGAGCUCGUCUUCCUGCUCGGCAUCAAUCAGACGGAGAACCCGUUCGUGUGUACGGUCAUAGCCAUCCUCCUGCACUACUUCUACAUGUGCACCUUCGCGUGGAUGUUUGUGGAAGGCCUCCACAUCUACCGCAUGCUGACCGAGCUGCGGAACAUCAACCACGGACACAUGAGGUUCUACUACGCCAUAGGCUGGGGGAUUCCGGCCAUCAUCACAGGUCUGGCUGUUGGACUGGACCCUCAAGGCUACGGGAACCCGGAUUUUUGCUGGCUGUCCGUGCACGACACGCUCAUUUGGAGCUUUGCCGGACCCAUAUUUGUUGUCGUCUUGGUUAACAUCGUGAUCUUCAUCUUGGCUGCGAAGGCUUCCUGUGGUCGCAGGCAGAAGGCGGUUGAGAAGUCCGGCGCUAUCCCAGCACUUCGCAUGGCCUUCAUCCUGCUGCUCCUCAUCAGCACCACCUGGCUGUUAGGUCUCAUGGCAGUCAACAGCGACGUGCUUACCUUCCAUUAUUUAUUCGCUGGCUUCAGUUGUCUGCAGGGCGUGUUCAUCUUUUUCUUCCACAUUAUUUUCAACAAAGACGUCAGGAAGCAUCUCAAGAACGUCCUCACAGGGAAGAAGAACCUCCCAGAGGAGGCGGGUACCACGCGGGCCUCUUUGCUCACUCGCUCACUCAACUGCAACAACACGGACGACGGUCACAUGUAUCGCGCGGCCAUGGGCGACUCUAUCAUCUCCUUGGACAGCACGUUCAGGUCAGGAAAGAGUCGCAGCAGCUACCUCGCUUACGCGCUCAGGGAGGAGUCAGGCCUCAAGCCCAGCAUCUCCUCAGGGACGGCCAAAGGACACACUGAUCUGGACGGGCCUCUCUUCCACAGAAGUGGCUCCAAGGCGGACGACUCCGACACGGACAGCGAGCUUUCGUUGGACGAGAACAGCUCUUCGUACGCUUCGUCUCACUCGUCGGACAGCGAGGACGACGACGUGGACGUCAAACCCAAGUGGAACAAUGAAAGACAGCCGGUUCAUAGUUCGCCCAAAGGUAGAGGUCCGGUUGACUCUGUGUCCAAUCACGUGGCCCCGUACUGGCCGACGGACGCCACCACGGCCAGCGACAGCGAAGACCCCGGCGCUCCGGAGAAGCUUCGGGUUGAGACCAAGGUUAACGUCGAGCUGCACCCGGAGAACAAGAUCAACCACAUGGUCGAACGGGAUCGAGAGACGCCUCAGGAUGGAGACAAGCAGGCGAGCGGGAACGCCAAGGAAGCGAUGACGCCGAUUUCUCAGACUAACAGCAACCAGCAACCGGAACAGAGAAAAGGUAUCCUGAAGAACAAAAUCAGCUACCCGCCCCCUUUAACCGACAAAAACAUGAAGAACCGUCUCCGAGAAAAGCUGAGCGACUACAACUCCCCUACCAUUACCUCGCCACCGCCUAAUUACAACACCGCCACGUCCCCGUCCCCCGUCAACAACAUGGCGCCGUCGUCCCGCCGGCCCUCGUCGGCCUCCAACGACGGUAACCGCCCUAGUAACAACGGAAACGGGUCCCUGGUAAAACCGCCCGUCGCUCCUCGGCCGCAGAUCGCCGUCGGCACAUUGCCGGCGGGCGUCUACCGCGACGCUAACGGCGGGAUGGCCAUGCACUUGAAGUCUGGGACGGUCAACGGCAGCAACGGCACUGACUCAGAGUGA